Molecule: messenger RNA, 856 nt
Organism: Zeugodacus cucurbitae (melon fly)
Lineage: Eukaryota; Metazoa; Arthropoda; Insecta; Diptera; Tephritidae
Exons: 5
Coding region: 302-685 (127 amino acids)
Biological process (GO): negative regulation of biosynthetic process
Source: RefSeq, a predicted model, not a curated record
ACGAUUUAUCCAAAUUUUUAUUGUUUCUGACGUUUAUAUAGAAAAUUUUGAGUGAGAAUCAGUAAUAAGCCAUCUGAACAAUACUAACAAAUUAAUAGAAAAUCUGAUGAAUUUGGAGUUUUUCAACAAAAAAAUUUGCAUUUUGGUAUCACAAAUAUUUAUAUGAACAGGAGGGCACCAUAAAUUAGUAACAACGAAUGCGGUGAAAAACUACAAUUAAUAAUAACAAGUUGCAUCGUCAUCAUCGUUCUUAUAUAGUUGUCACAAUAAGAGUUUAGCUGAUACCAUCGUUAUUGGACAAAUGCCUUACAUUAUCAUACGCGGCAAUUUAGCAUCGUACAGCCAUAAAUACCCCUGGCGUGUCUUGGUUUCCGGCCUAAAAGCGGAUGAAAUUGAGCAAUUGAAUAAAUUUUCAUGUGGCGGUUACAGUGAUGAGACAACAAUAGUUUAUCUGGUGCAUCCAUGUCGAAUCUUAUCAGCGCUUGAGAUUUUAGGUUUUCGUGUGGUCGCUUCCUCAUCAACAUCCGUUAAGCAGGACUACAACGAGUAUAUGUGGACUAUGCGAAAAGAGUUCCACGAACCAGAGCCGCUAGAAACCGAAUCCGUUGUGCGUGAGAAUCUUUCGAAUAUAGGACGCGAAGCAGCUGGUUUGGGCAACUAUCACAAAGUUGACUCGCCUGAAUAAGAAAUUCAAUAAACUGAAAGCGAAAUUACAAACGAAAACUAGUUAAACUAAUGAACAUUAAAACACACAUUGGAAAUAUACAUACAAAAAACUGAAAACAAAAUUCAAAAGAACCUUGAAAGUAAAAAAUUAUAAAUAUUUAGUGAAAAUGGAUCAACAUGACGCGGAUAA